CUGUGCCCGGGUGCGCGCGCUGGAAGCGAGGGGUGCGCGAGUCCGCGGCGCGCGCUGCAGUGAUUGGCUGCGCGUGCCCGGGGCCCGGGAGGGGGGGGCGGGGUUGGGCCCGGGGCGGCACCGGCACCGGCACCGGCACCGGCCGCUGCGGGCCCUGCGGAGCGUUGUGCCCCCGCCCGCGCUCCCCCCGUGAGGCGCCCGGGCCCGCCGGCCAUGCUGGUGAGCAGGCGGGUGAAGCGGCUCCUGCAGCUGGUGCCCGGGAAGCGGCGCUUCGGCGUGUACAGGUUCCUGCCCUUCUUCUUCCUCCUCGGGGGCGCCAUGGAGUGGUUCAUGAUCAACGUCCGCAUCGGCAAGGAGACCUUCUAUGACGUUUACCGUAGGAAACGAUCUGAAAGACAGUAUGAGGCAAGGAUGGAAAAAAGUGACUUUUAGCUGAAAUGUUUCAAGAGGAAUGCCCUGAAUGCUUCAUCUGUAUUGAUACCAAAGCAGAAUUAAUUGCCACACUGAUGGUAGGGGAAGAUUUUGUCUCUGCAAGGUGAACUGUAAUCCACAGCUUCAUGUAAUACUCUGAUGGUUUUGGCAGUUUUAUUGUUCCUCUUUCCACUUCGUAUCUUUAAUAUUUUGUAUUUAAUAAGCCAAAUACUGUAGUGAAAUUCAUGGUGUUUAGGCUUCUGCCACUUACUUAAUGUUUGUUUAGUAUUUUAAAUAAACUGAAUAAACAGUC
Molecule: messenger RNA, 724 nt
Organism: Apus apus (common swift)
Lineage: Eukaryota; Metazoa; Chordata; Aves; Apodiformes; Apodidae
Product: small integral membrane protein 4
Exons: 2
Coding region: 214-432 (72 amino acids)
Source: RefSeq, a predicted model, not a curated record